Saprolegnia diclina VS20 is the source of this 1095-nucleotide messenger RNA. RefSeq lists its product as hypothetical. Bases 148 to 1056 code for a protein of 302 amino acids. NCBI's taxonomy places the organism in Eukaryota, Oomycota, Saprolegniomycetes, Saprolegniales, Saprolegniaceae. Gene Ontology annotation, biological process: transmembrane transport. The record is from RefSeq and is a predicted model, not a curated record. The transcript has 5 exons.
GCAUCGGAUACGACACCAACUUUUUAUCCCCUUGCGAGAAAGCGCGUUCUUGAUCGACCUGUAUAGUACACUAUAUGCGACAACUUGCCGUCAAACAACACUAUUUGAAACGGCGCGAUUGGUGACUCACAAGUUGACACAAGAAAGAUGGUCGACGCCAAGCCCGCGACGCCAGCCACGUACUUGUCCAAGGACUCCAAGCACCUUCUUAGCGGCGGCGUUGCCGGUUGCAUGUCGCGCACGGCAGUCGCACCCCUCGAGCGACUCAAGAUUCUGUACCAAGUGCAGGACAUGCUCAAGACGUCGUCGACCGAGCCCAAGGCGUACGGCAGCAUGCUCCAAUCACUGCGCAAGAUCAUGGCCGAAGAAGGCUGGCGUGGCAUGUUCAAGGGCAACGGCGCCAACUGCGUGCGCGUCUUUCCCUACGCCGCGAUUCAAUUUGCCAUGUUUGAGAAGCUCCGUCCGAUCAUGGUCUCGGACGGCGCCAAGGACUUGACGUCGCUUCAAAAGCUGCUCGCGGGCUCGAUCGCCGGCGUCGCGUCCGUCAUUGUCACGUACCCGCUCGACUUUAUCCGCGCGCGCAUGACUGUGCCCGACGCGAUGACCAAGCAGCAAUACACUGGCAUUUGGCAUGCGCUCAAAGUGACGGUGCAGCACGAAGGCGUCACGGGCCUCUACCGCGGCAUGAGCCCAACCGUUGUCGGCAUCGCGCCCUACGUGGGCCUCAACUUUAUGGUGUUUGAGAGCCUGCGCGCGUCGGCGCCGCUCGACGCGAGUGGGCGCCCGGACAUGCUGUACCUUCUCGGCUGCGGCGCGGUCGCGGGUGCGUGCGGCCAGUCCGCUGCUUACCCGUUUGACCUCAUGCGCCGUCGGUUCCAAAUGACCGCAUUGAGCGACAAGCAAUACAACGGGACGAUGGACGCAGUGACGACGAUAUACCGCCACGAAGGCAUCCGCGGCUUCUACAAGGGCUUGAUCCCCAACUCGGUCAAGGUCAUUCCAUCGAUUGCUGUCAUGUUUGUGACCAACGAAGCCAUGAAGCGCUGGAUCAUGUAAUAUGAAAAUAGCAAAUUGUCGUCGAGCAAUAAGAUUUGU